Molecule: messenger RNA, 1362 nt
Organism: Raphanus sativus (radish)
Lineage: Eukaryota; Viridiplantae; Streptophyta; Magnoliopsida; Brassicales; Brassicaceae
Product: protein JINGUBANG-like
Exons: 1
Coding region: 97-1263 (388 amino acids)
Molecular function (GO): protein binding
Source: RefSeq, a predicted model, not a curated record
UCUAUGCACCAAUCCUUUUUUCCUCUCUAUAAAAGCUCUACAAACUUUGGUAAGUUGUUUAAUAAAUCAAUUAAAAAAUUCAAUUCAUAAGAAACAAUGAUACGAUGCCACGAAACACAAGAAGAAGGAGAUUGGUCUCAUGAAGAUCAUCAAAUAUCUAUUUCGCAAGCACUUCAUCAAUGUAUCGCUACUCUUGUUGGUAACACAUCCUCUUACAUUUCAUCUCUAACCCUUGCAGGAAAGAGACUUUACACAGGCUCCAACGACGGAGUUGUAAGAUUAUGGAAUGCAAGCACGUUGGAAACAUUAGCCGAAGCGACAAGCAACGGCGAUGUAAUAACAGGAGAAAGAGGAGACGGAGGAGCAGUGAAGUCUUUGGUAAUCUUGGCUGACAAACUCUUCACAGCACAUCAAGAUCAGAAGAUACGUGUCUGGAAGAUAAACGACGUCGUUGAAGGAGCAGAAGCUAGUAAUAAAAAAUACAUGCAUAUAGCAACGAUGCCAACGAUGAGUGACCGUUUGGCAAAGUGUUUGAUGCCUAACAACCAAGUCCAAAUAAGGAGGCACAAGAAAGCCUCUUGGGUUCACCAUGUAAACGCGGUUUCCGGUUUAGCCUUGUCAAGAGAUGGAACACUACUUUAUUCUGUCUCAUGGGACCGGACGCUCAAGAUCUGGCGAACCACAGAUUUUAAAUGCCUAGAGUCCAUUACAGACGCCCACGACGAUGCAAUCAAUGCUGUUGAACUGUCCGAGAAUGGAGAUAUAUACACGGGAUCUUCUGACCGGAAAAUUAAAGUGUGGAGGAAGAACCUCGAUGAGGAGAAAAAGAAAAGGAAGAAUCAUUAUUUGGUUGCAACAUUGUCAGACCAUGAUUCGGGUAUUAACGCGUUGGCAUUAACCAGUUACAAUCUUUUGUAUUCGGGUGGAUCUGACGGAUCAAUAUUGGUGUGGGAAAGAAACGACGAAGGUGGAGACAUUGCUGUUAUUGGGGUGCUGAGAGGUCACAUGGAGUCUGUUCUUUGCCUUGCUGUUGUUUCAGAUAUAGUCUGUAGUGGCUCUGCAGAUAAGACAGUGAGGCUGUGGAAAUGUUCUUCUACGGAUUAUUCGUGCUUAGCUGUGCUGGAGGGGCAUGGAGGACCGGUUAAAUGCUUAACUGGAGCCAUUCGUGAUUCCGGUACACAAUCUGAGGCUUCUUAUCACAUUUACAGUGGAGGACUUGACUCUCAAGUUAAGGUUUGGCAGAUUUUGGUACCAACCUUGUAAAAAAGUUUUUAAAUAAAUUAAGUUGGAUGGGAUACAAAAUAUGUGUCUUUUUUUAGUAAUUUGUUUCCUCUGUUGAUAUAUGUUGAUCCGAUUUCUUGA